AUGGCGUCUGAUGGCGGUCUGGUCCAUGGACAGGAGUUCAUGAGCUACACCGUCAUCCCUUUCCGCAACUGGCUAUGCUGGAUCGACUACAACCGUGGCAUCCUCUUCGGUGACAUGUUCGGUCCCACCCCUACUGUCACCUUGGUCCGCCUCCCUCCGGAGGAGGAGUUCGGUUCAACUCAUGCUCAUCCUCCCAACUUGUCGCGUCGCUGGAUGUACCGGGGUGUGUCCGCCAUCGACGUCGGCAAUUGUCUCAAGUUCAUCAAAGUCGACCGCCAUGAUGGCGUUCCCUAUGGGCCACUCAAAGACGGUGCUGGCUUCACCAUCACAUGCCACACCCUCUUGUUAAAGGACAAGGUGUUAAAGGACAAGGUGUGGGAAAAGGACUACUCCGUCACCUCCAAUGAGCUUUGGUCUGCCAACCCUCUUGAGGACCUCCCACGCGACAUUCUCAUGUUUCCUCAAGUGAACAUCGACAGGCCACACGUAGCUCACUUCCUUAUCAUCGAGAAGUCCGUGUACACGUGGAAGAAGAUGUGGGUGGUCACCAUUGACAUGAACACCAAGAAAGUGGAGUCAUUUAAUCCGUAUAUCAAUGGGAUGGAGGCCCGUGGAACUGAGGAUGCUGACUUGGCCAAAGAGAAGUCAUUUGGUUCCUCGCCUUCCCCCCUGUGGGUUCUCCGAGUUCCUCCAUCUCUCAAGGAGUCGUUUAUUGAUGCAUUGUGCAACUCUUCAUCAGUUUAG
Miscanthus lutarioriparius is the source of this 744-nucleotide messenger RNA. The record is from the annotation of a GenBank genome assembly. Lineage: Eukaryota; Viridiplantae; Streptophyta; Magnoliopsida; Poales; Poaceae.